AUGGGGUUGGAGAUGGAGGAGAAUAAUACUGAGCUUGAAGAAGGCGAGGCUUCUUGCUAUUACAAGGAUGACGAGGAAAACGUUGACCCAGACAACGAUCUCUCUUACAUUGAUGAGAGACUUCAACAUGCUCUGGGCCAUUUCCAGAAGGAUUUUGAGGGCGGGGCUUUUGCUGAGAGUCUGGGGCCAAAAUAUGGUGGAUAUGGCUCAUUUUUACCAUCCUAUGAAAGGUCUUCUGCCGUUUGGUCUCAUCCAAAGACACCGCAGAAAAGCUACAACACAUCAAGAUCUCCUAAAAGUUUAAUGGAGGGUGCUACUCAGAAUUUGAAAGCUUCAUCAAGUGCACCCCCAACUGCGAGGCUUGGUACUGCUAACAGUGCUCACUUGUCACAUAAUUCAAGGGUCCCCCCUCGGGACAUUUCAGUUAAACAGGAUUCAUGUGUGCCAUCUACUCAAGUAGCUGAGAGGUGUUCCUUGAAAGAUGAAACUUUAAACAAACUUGGCAAUCCAACUGAUCUAAGGACACUGAAGGUUCGAAUCAAAAUGAACUCUGAUACCACAGCUCGGAAGAAUGUAGCAAUUUAUAGUGGUCUUGGGCUUAACUCCCCAUCUUCAUCCUUGGAGAACAGCCCUGAGGAAAGUGGAGAUAUGCCACCUCCAUCUCAAGUGACUGUGGACGAGUCUCCCACUAACAUUAUUCAGGUUAUGACUUCUUUCCCUGUUCCUGGAGAUGCGUUGAUAUCACCACUUCAUGACAGUCUUCUUUGCUUAAUAAGAAAGAGAAAGGUGCCUUCAUCUAAGGGUCAUCAAGAACAUUCUUCUUUGUCUGUAGAGGAGUCAGUUUCCACACGGGGCAAUAGGAAAGUGUCAAAGGAGACGAAAAUUAAAGUAGCAGGGAAAGGUGAAAGUUUGGUUAAGUUGAAGCUUGAGAAUGGUAUCAAGAAUCGCACGAGAAUUCUUAUGAAAAAGAAAUCAGAAACUGAGACCCUAGAAGGCAAGGAGCUUCUGCCCAAUGACUUGGGAGCAACACCUUUCUCCAACUUAGUAUGUGAUGUUGGUGACCCUCUGAAAGGGAUUGGUAGGACAUCUGAAGCUUCGAGGGAAGCCAAUGAGAAUGAAGUGAAAGGAAGAUUUUCUUCCUCUGAAUUAGUGAAGGAAGAAUCAUUGGAGUCGAUAUCUGGUCAGGGAUGUGUCAAGAAUGAGAAGCAAAAGUCUAGGUAUGGUUCAGUGGAAAAGGUUUGGGAACAGAAGGAUGUUCCAGUUCAUCUCAGGGAUGAUGGCAAGUGCAAGGGUUACAAAACUUCAGCCCCACAACAUGAUACUGAUGUAUCCAAAGUCAAGGAAGAGCCAGACCUGCACAGACACAAUGCUGGAAAGAAAUGUACAUCACAUGAGCAAGAAAAAACUAAUGUUCCUGGUAAGAGGGCAAAGCUAUCAGUAGAGGGCAGGAUUAAGUCAAAGGAAAAUCAAAGCAAUGAAAAGCCACCUACUGUCUCAACAAAGGAAAGCUUGGGGUUUGAAAUGGGUGUAGUACCAAAAGAUGAAUUGAGUGGUGGUCAUGGUGUUCCUCCUUCUGGGAGAAAAAUUCGUAAGUUAAAGUCGCAGAAGGAUAAGGUCAUAGAUAAUCAAAGAGAUUCAUUUGGGGGCAAAAGUUUGGAACAAAGGAAUAAAAUGGAUCUAGCAGAAAGACCUGCUGAUGAUAUUGAAGUAAAAUGGAAGGCAUGUUUGGAUAAACCAAAGGAAAAAUUGAGUGGUAAAAAGAUUGAUAAUAGGUUAGUUUCAAAAGAUGCUCCUCAUUCGUGCCAACCUACAAUGGAAAAUGGACUUGCUUCAGAGGUCGUACCUGCAGCUGCAGCUGCAGCUCCUAUUGUUAUAGAAGAAAAUUGGGUAUGUUGUGAUAAGUGUCAGAAGUGGCGGCUUCUACCCUUCGGUACCAAGCCAGAGCAACUCCCUGAGAAAUGGUUGUGUAGCAUGCUAAAUUGGCUGCCUGGGAUGAACCGAUGUGACAUCAGUGAAGAGGAAACUACAAAAGCACUCAAUGCAUUGUACCAACCAUCUUCAGAAAGUCUAAAUAAGCCACAGGCUCAUGCUAAUGGAACAGCAUCUGCAGUACCUGCAGUCAAUGUCUUAAAUUUUGAUCAGAAUCACCAGAAGCUUAGUUCUCAUGCCAUGUCUAAUCAAGGGAAAAAGAAACAUGGUUUAAAGGAAAUACCCGAUACAGGUAGUGGUAGUGGUCUCUUGAACACUACAAAGAACCACCUUCAAGAAGCUGUGAAAAGUAUAAGCUCAAAGGACAUAAACCGGCCUCCUUUAGAAUCAAAUUCGAUGAAGAAAUCUGGUUAUCGACAAAUGAGCAAGCUGCAAAACUUGGGAAUGGAAAAAAGCACAACUAAGCAGAAGGAGAAACACACAAGUGGAGGUGACACCAAGAAAGUAAGAUUGAAAUACAAUGGGGCCGAUCAAUAUACUUGUGGAGCUUCAAAGAAACUCAAGAGAGAAGAGACGUGGCAUGGUGAUAAAAAUCGGAAUGCUCAUAUUGACCUUGGGAAGGUUGGUGUUGGAUCAAGUACUGGUUUGCUGACUCAGGCACGUGGUCAAGACAUCAAAUACAAUGACCUCUGUUAUUCUGAAGAUACAAAGGAUGUAGUGAAGGACAUAGCACAAGUUCCUGCAAAGAAACUGCGAGACCAAACUCAGGUGUCAUGCCCUGGUGGGUCUUUGGAUGUGAGAAAAUGCAGUAGAGGCGAUAGUUCCAUGAAGAAAAGGAAAAUGAGAGACUGGCAGGAUACUCAGAAUAAUGUGGAGACAUUUCAAAAUUUUACGCAUGAAGGGAAGGUAUAUAGCGAGGAAAGUAGUGAAAGUGGAUAUCAGAAGGAAAAGAAGUCGAAGAUUUUAAAGACUGAUGGUAAAGAGUCCAGUACUAGUAAUGGAGAUGAUAAAUCAAACAGAAAAAGCAGAGUGACCCAAAUUGUUAUGUCAGGCACAAAAGUUCAUUCAGUUGAUGCUAUGGAAAAGGAUAGGAGUAUUGUGAAAGACCAGCAACCUGGGAAACAUAGUAAACAGAAUGCAUCUCAACAAACAUUGGAUGGUGUAAAUUCAUUAAAAAGGGAUUUGGGGUCUGUUUCCUUGGCUGCCACUUCAAGUUCUUCAAAGGUUUCAGGUUCCCAUAAAACUAGAGUUAACUUUGAAGAAGUAAAAGGCUCACCCGUGGAAUCAGUUUCAUCAUCUCCUUUGAGGACCUCCCAUUCAGACAGGCUUACUUCAUCUAGGGGAGAUGCUUUUGGGAAAGAUGAUGCUGUUUAUGGUGAUUUCCCUCCAUCAAAUAUUCCCAAAAGAUUUUGGGAUGGGGAUGAAACUGGUAAUAUUGAUAAAUUUGUGACUACCCGGAAGAAGAAGAUUUCCUGCAGUACUCGUCCUGAAUCUCAUAAAUUUUCAUCAGUAGGCUGCCAUGAUAUAGAUGCUAAUGGUGAAGUCAGUGUCAAAGCCAAACCUUCUUCUGAAGUUUGGAGUAGCCAUUUGCUUAGUGGUAAUGAUAGUUUGGAACCACGUGGUCAGUGCCUCAGUAAUCAGCAUGGCAUGGAUCGUUGCCACGAUGAUGAUAGAGAGAACAAGAAGCAAACUGAAGUUGCAGUUUGUGUGCAGAAAUCUGGCAAGGGUUCCUGUUUGCAGUCAAAGGACAAUGUUAGAAGCUGCACUUCUGAUUUAGAUAGGAACAAGGUGAAAGUUUCUGAUCCAGUGAAUGAUCACUCGAAGAAGAGUCAAAGAUAUGAGCCUGAGAUUGAAUGCAAUCAUCAGGCAUUCGUUCUUGAAAAAGGGAAUAAUGUUAGACACAAUCUUCCUAAAAAGUGUAGCACUAAGUCGGUCAAGGUCAAGGAUGAUAACUAUCAUGUUAGUCGGGGAGAUAAUGCAGGAAAUGGGUCAAGUGACAGUGGAGUGGAAACUCAACUGGGGCGAAAAGAAUAUGAUGUGUCAGAUGUGAAGUUUAGCGCUACACAGAGCCCUAAUAGGAAGGGUGCCCGUGCCCUGCAACAGAACUUGAUUCAGAAUCAUGGGGACAGUCAGAUUCAAAAUGACCCAAGAAGCGGGAAACCACAAUUGUUUUCACAUUGCCAAGGUGAAAGGAAAGAAGAAACACCAUCUCUUUGCUCCCGACCUGUUGCAGGGUCCGAGAGAGAAGUGGUGUUUCAGGGGCUUCCAGUCAAUGCCACUGUCAAUGGUGAUGAAUCGAAGUCAGUGAAGCAGUCUGGGACUUCGGCUAACAAGAAUGGAAUUAAUUGCAAUUUGGUACACUUCAUGCCUGAUCAACAGAGAGCAAUGGAUGUCAGUUCGCCAAGUCCUGUGAGAAGCUCCUCUGGCCAGACUGCUAGUAAUUCCCUAAAAGAAGCUAAAAGGCUCAGAGACUAUGCUGAUUAUCUUAAGAACUCUGGGUUUGAUUUCGAAAGUAGUGAGGCUUACUUCCAAGCUGCUCUGAAGUUUCUCCAAGGAGCCGUGCUUUUAGAAAGUUGCAGUAGUGAGAAUGGCAAACAUGGGGAUAUGACUCAGUUGCAAGUGUACAGUACUACAGCUAAACUUUGCGAAUUAUGUGCCCAUGAAUAUGAAACCCGCAACGAAGUGGCUUCCGCUGCCCUGGCCUAUAAAUGCAUGGAGGUGGCAUACAUGAGGGUGGUUUACUGUAAACAUUCUAGUACAAACAGAGAUCGGCAUGAGUUGCAAGCUACUCUCAAUAUAGCUCCUCCAGGUGAGUCUCCAUCGUCUUCUGCAUCAGAUGUGGAUAACUUGAACAACCAAGUGAUAGCAGAAAAGGCUGUAUUGUCCAAGGGUACUGGUAUUCAUGUUUCUGGAAACCAUGUUGUUGUUGCUCGAAACCGCCCGAAUUUUGUCAGGCUGCUUGACUUUACACAGGAUGUAAAUUUUGCAAUGGAAGCCACAAGAAAGUCCCAGAAUGCUUUUGCAGCUGCGUGCGCAACCCUGGAAGAUGCACAUAAGAAUGAUUGUAUUUGUUCUAUUAAGAGGGUCAUUGAUUUCAGCUUCCAAGAUUUAGAGGAACUCAUCCGUCUGGUUAAGCUUGCAAUGGAGGCCAUAAGUCGAUCCAAAUUUGGUGGUGCUAGAGACUAA
Prunus armeniaca (apricot) is the source of this 5115-nucleotide messenger RNA. Lineage: Eukaryota; Viridiplantae; Streptophyta; Magnoliopsida; Rosales; Rosaceae. The record is from the annotation of a GenBank genome assembly.